Tupaia belangeri chinensis (Chinese tree shrew) is the source of this 1640-nucleotide messenger RNA. It is a transcript of the gene ILF2, whose product is annotated as interleukin enhancer binding factor 2. Lineage: Eukaryota; Metazoa; Chordata; Mammalia; Scandentia; Tupaiidae. The coding region runs from base 108 to 1280 and encodes 390 amino acids. Gene Ontology annotation, biological process: positive regulation of DNA-templated transcription. Gene Ontology annotation, molecular function: DNA binding; double-stranded RNA binding. The record is from RefSeq and is a predicted model, not a curated record. The transcript is spliced from 14 exons. Gene Ontology annotation, cellular component: catalytic step 2 spliceosome.
GCACCAGGUUUUGUUGGAACACGCCGGCAAGACGCCUCUUCAGUUGUCUGCUCCUCAGAGGGAAAAGGCGGUUGGUGUGGCCUCCAUUGUUCGGGACUUUAGGCGCCAUGAGGGGUGAUAGAGGCCGAGGUCGUGGUGGGCGCUUUGGUUCCAGAGGAGGCCCAGGAGGAGGGUUCAGGCCCUUUGUUCCACAUAUCCCAUUUGAUUUCUAUUUGUGUGAAAUGGCCUUCCCCCGUGUCAAGCCAGCAGCUGAUGAGACUUCUUUCAGUGAGGCAUUGCUGAAGAGGAAUCAGGACCUUGCCCCUAAUUCUGCUGAACAGGCCUCUAUCCUUUCUCUGGUGACAAAAAUAAACAAUGUGAUUGAUAAUUUGAUUGUGGCUCCUGGAACAUUUGAAGUGCAAAUUGAAGAAGUCCGACAGGUAGGAUCAUAUAAAAAGGGAACAAUGACUACAGGACACAAUGUGGCCGACCUGGUGGUAAUAUUAAAGAUCUUGCCAACAUUGGAAGCUGUUGCUGCCCUGGGGAACAAAGUUGUGGAAAGCCUAAGAGCACAGGACCCUUCUGAAGUUUUGACCAUGCUGACGAACGAAACUGGCUUUGAAAUCAGUUCUUCUGAUGCUACAGUGAAGAUUCUUAUUACAACAGUGCCACCAAAUCUCCGAAAACUGGACCCUGAACUCCAUUUGGAUAUCAAAGUGUUGCAGAGUGCCUUAGCGGCCAUUCGACAUGCCCGCUGGUUUGAGGAAAAUGCUUCUCAGUCUACAGUUAAAGUUCUCAUCAGACUGCUGAAGGACCUGAGAAUUCGUUUUCCUGGCUUUGAGCCUCUUACACCUUGGAUCCUUGACCUACUCGGGCAUUAUGCUGUGAUGAAUAACCCCACUAGACAGCCUUUGGCCCUAAAUGUGGCAUACAGACGUUGCUUGCAGAUUCUGGCUGCAGGACUAUUUCUGCCAGGUUCAGUGGGUAUCACUGACCCCUGUGAGAGUGGCAACUUCAGAGUACACACAGUCAUGACUCUGGAACAACAGGAUAUGGUCUGCUACACAGCUCAGACUCUGGUCCGAAUCCUCUCACAUGGUGGCUUUAGGAAGAUCCUUGGCCAGGAGGGUGAUGCCAGCUAUCUCGCGUCUGAAAUAUCUACCUGGGAUGGGGUGAUAGUGACACCUUCAGAAAAGGCUUAUGAGAAGCCACCAGAGAAAAAGGAAGGAGAAGAGGAGGAAGAGAAUACAGAAGAACCACCUCAAGGAGAGGAAGAGGAAAGCAUGGAGACUCAGGAGUGACCUUCCCUUCAUUCCCUAUUCUCCCCAAGGGGAAGACUGGAGCCUAAGCUAGCAGCUGCUAUGCUUAUGCUGGCAUUUCUGUGGAUUAGGGAAGAUGCAGGAAGGAAAACAAACUAUAAAAGGAAAUGUCAUUCCUCUGAGUUUUGAUACUGGCUGAGUAGCCAGAUGUUUCCCAUUUAUAACCUGUACCAUCCAUCUAUAAUGAAGCAAGAUACCAACAUUUCUUCCUAAUACUCUAGAACCCCCACUCCUGAAUAACCCUCUCAACCAAUACUUUGUUGAAAUGUUGUGAACUCUUAGUGUCUGAAAAUUUUUUUUUUUUUUUUUUAAGAAAAACAAUUAAAAUACUUCCUAGUAGGA